This is a messenger RNA of Anoplopoma fimbria (sablefish), 952 nucleotides long. RefSeq names its product granzyme B-like. The transcript is spliced from 5 exons. NCBI's taxonomy places the organism in Eukaryota, Metazoa, Chordata, Actinopteri, Perciformes, Anoplopomatidae. Gene Ontology annotation, biological process: proteolysis. The coding region runs from base 38 to 766 and encodes 242 amino acids. Gene Ontology annotation, molecular function: serine-type endopeptidase activity. The record is from RefSeq and is a predicted model, not a curated record.
CUACUUUUCAGUAGCUCAGCCGGACUCUGAUCUCACCAUGUUCAUCCACUGUGACCUGCUAAUACUGAUGCUUGUGCUGACUCUUGAUGGCCGAGUGCACACAGGGGAAAUCAUUGGAGGUCAUGAGGCUGUGCCGCACAGCAGGCCAUACAUGGUGCUUGUGGAGGGAUACCACGAGGAUGGUUCAACAAUAUACUGUGGUGGCUUCCUUCUGAAUGAGGAGUUUGUGGUGACUGCAGCCCACUGCCGUGCCAGGUUCUACAACAUCUUACUAGGACUUCACGAUCACCGAAAAAAAGAGGGAAUACAGCGUUUAUGUGUGAAGCAAGAAUAUCAACAUAAAGACUUCAAUACCAAUGAUUUUAAUAAUGACAUCAUGCUUCUUAAGUUGAGCUCCAAGGCACAUUUCAACAACAACGUGAAACCCAUUGCUCUCGCAGGCAAAGAUGAUGUCAAUCUGCCAAAAGCAUGUUUCACCUCGGGCUGGGGAGCAACAGGAAAGAUCAACACGUACAUGUCUCCGGUACUCAGGGAGAUCAAUGUCACACUUGUUGACAACGAGGACUGUGCUAGGGCGAACUUGUACUGCGCUGAGGGAGAGGAUGGACCGAGUAUUGGAGACUCUGGUGGUCCACUGGUCUGUGAAGAUGAAACUGCGUAUGGUGUGGUGUGCGCCGCUUUUGGACACGGAUCAAAUGAAAAUAAAUCAUAUACUAAGAUUCCUGAGUUCAGAGACUGGAUCGAUUCGAUCAUGAAUAAGCUGUGAUACACGUGUCGAUUGAUUGCUCAAAUCCCGGCAUUUUAAUUCACUGUUUGCAUUGAUGCACUGUAUCCUGCUCUUGUAUACAACAUUAUAUGCAUUGCAUAUAUUACUGCUUUGUGCAUCUUCUUGUGGCCUUGAUCAAAUGAGAACAGUUUGUUUGUACCAUCUAUUAAAACAAUAAACGGUUGC